AUGUAAGAAACCCAAUCAAAUGAUAAUUAUAUUGCUCUGGAUAUAACCACAUAACAAUCAGUAGGAUCUGAACAAGCACAAAAAAGAGAAAGUAGAACAAAAAAAAAAGUAUUUAUAAACAUUAUUUAGAAUAAGAUUAAGAUAAUACCUCCUUUAAGAAACGAAAAUUUCUACAAUUAAUAGAUAAGGGCAGACUUUAUAAUGAAAGUUUACAUCUGUCUAACGAUGGAACUAACAUUUACUUUUGUUAUGGUGAUCUUAGGAUUAUAUACAAAUAUGCAGUAUUGGUUAGUGACUACUGGAUAGUAAAAAAGUUGUUAUUGUGCUUUUGGCAAUUUUGCAUAAUGUGGAUGUACAUAUUUUAGUCAUUAUUAUCCCACUUGGUUGUUUUAUGUUUCCAUAACUGUUUCUAUAAUACUUCACAUCACUGUAUUUUGUGGAGGUAAAAGAAUUAGAAAGGUAUGAUAUUAGUAUUGAGAUUUAGAGACCUUGGAACUUGAUUAUCUUAGGACUUUAUAUUCUAUUUUUUGGAUUCUUGGUAACAAAUCUUUGUAUCCUAAUCGCAUAUGAAUUUGGAGUAGGAAUAGUGUGGUAGGCAAUAGGAAUCACCUUUAUCUUUGUUUUGGCUUUGACUGUUUAUUAAUUUAAGACUAAAAACUGUUUAUCAUAUAGAGGUAUAAUGUAUUCCAUAUAUUUUAAGUUGGCUCAAUUUGUCUAUUUAUUCCGACAUUGGCAAUUAUGCUAAUUUUAAUGGGAGUAUAUUCAAACUAUGCUCUUUCAAUAUUUUUAUGCACUCUCUUCAUAAUUGGAGAAGGGUUCUUUUUGAUUUGGGAAACACAAAUGAUUAUUGGUGAUGAGGUAAGAAAAUUCGUAAAUUCUAGAAACUAAAAUUAACAAUUGAUGAUUAUGAAAUAGGAUCAUUGUUAUUGUAUGCAUCUAUAAUUCAGUUGAUUUGGAGGAUAAUGAUCUGGAUUAUGGCAAUCAAAGACAGAAAGUAAAUAUAUAUCUUUAUAUCAAUAGAGUUGGAAAGGAAAUAGUUAGAGAAUGUACAUUACAUCAGCUUAACAAGAAGAGCUACAAAGAAGCAAAAUGA
Molecule: messenger RNA, 1093 nt
Organism: Paramecium pentaurelia
Lineage: Eukaryota; Ciliophora; Oligohymenophorea; Peniculida; Parameciidae
Source: the annotation of a GenBank genome assembly